GUUGUAAUGCUGAAUAGCUGACGUUCACAAAACGUCAAAGUAAUGUGCGAAAUGUCAACCCUUUUCUCUUUCUCUAUAUCCGGUCAGCCAUAAGACCUCCACCAAAAUGAGGAAAAUUAUGAAACAAGGUAAAAUCGUAAUCGUCCUUAGUGGACGUUACGCCGGUCGUAAGGCCAUCAUUGUAAAGACAUCGGAUGACGGCACACCGGAGAAACCAUUCGGACAGGCGCUUGUCGCCGGCAUCGACCGUUAUCCACGUAAGGUGACCAAGAAGAUGGGCAAGAACAAGUUGAAGAAGAAGUCCAAAAUCAAGCCUUUCCUGAAGGUACUGAACUACAAUCACCUAAUGCCCACCCGUUAUGCUGUGCAUGAUAUCUCAUUUGAGAAAUUGUCGCCCAAGGAUCUUAAAGAUCCCGUCAAAAAGAAGACACAUCGCUUCCAAACACGCGUUAAGUUCGAAUCUACCUACAAAGAGGGCAAGAACAAGUGGUUCUUCCAAAAGCUGCGUUUCUAAGCCAUCACCUAUGGAUUAUUUGAUUCGUAGUUAAGUCCCCUUAAUUUUUAUACAUUUAAAAACAUAAUUUUAUAUGUUUUAAUUGUGUGGAGAAGAGCAACAAUGAUGUAGGUGUUAGUGUUGGAAUGCAAUCAAAAACAGUCUUAAAUAAAGUAAUUAAAAAAAGA
This is a messenger RNA of Anastrepha obliqua, 681 nucleotides long. It is a transcript of the gene RpL27, whose product is annotated as 60S ribosomal protein L27. Gene Ontology annotation, biological process: translation. Gene Ontology annotation, molecular function: structural constituent of ribosome. The coding region runs from base 107 to 514 and encodes 135 amino acids. The record is from RefSeq and is a predicted model, not a curated record. The transcript has 2 exons. Lineage: Eukaryota; Metazoa; Arthropoda; Insecta; Diptera; Tephritidae. Gene Ontology annotation, cellular component: ribosome; cytosolic large ribosomal subunit.